Messenger RNA from Brassicogethes aeneus, 1213 nucleotides. The record is from the annotation of a GenBank genome assembly. Lineage: Eukaryota; Metazoa; Arthropoda; Insecta; Coleoptera; Nitidulidae.
AUGUACGGAAUAAAUUCCCUAAUUAAGAGUGGUAGUCUGGAAGCAGCUUAUCCUCUUCAUUCGGGAACAUACAAGUGGACCGUCAGCGGACCAUUAUCCGAUAGACAGAUUUAUUAUAAAAUAUGCCUCAAGAUAACCAAUUACGAGAUGCCAAGAACUGAAAUGGAGUUUGACAGUUCGUACAUUUAUAAAUGUUACAUAUUGGAUUGCAUUAACCACUUUGGUUCCUUAAUGUUCUUUGGCUUCAUCAUGGGUAGAGCUUUAGAUCACCCAGGCGUAGUGAUUAGUAAUCCCGUCUCCGAAGCAUUCUACCGUAACUGUGCAGGAUUGAGUUGCACAUUCGAAAUGGCAGUUCUUCAGUUAACGAUAUGGUUCGUCCGGUCCUGUUUUAAAAUGUUCACCAAAUUAAUUAUCCCCUAUUUAAAUGUGAAGAAAAGACAAAAACAACAUGAUUCAAAAUUUCCAAAUCAAAAACUUAGACAAUGGGAGUCGGACUAUCUUUUAAAUAAAUCUGAACGUUACCGAAUUGCUCAUGAGUAUUUGGAUACAGUUGCUGAAUAUGGAUAUGUUACAUUUUUUAUCUCCUCCUUUCCUCUAGCACCGCUAUGUGGAUUCCUUACAAACAUAAUGCAUUUAAGGAUUGAUGCGUAUAAAAGCAUAACUUUAUAUAGGCGUCCAAAUGCCAAAAAAGUACCUAAAUUAAUAUGCUUCACAAAAUUACUACAAGCCACUACAUACUUUGGUAUCCUAACAAAUGCAGCUAUGAUAGCAUUUAACAGUGAUCUGGUACCAAAAGAAAUCUACCGGAUGUACUACAACGCUUCUCUUGAAGGAAUUUCCCAUCAACAAUUUUCAAAAAUACCCACCAGUACUGUUUAUAGUUUCUAUAAGUACAAAGCUAACGAAGAAACUUGCUACUAUAACCAAAUAAGGGAUGACAACCAGAAUAAAACUCUUCUCUAUUGGUGGAUACUCGCUAUUAGAUUUGCCGUUCUACUGGGAAUUGAACACAUAGUUUUUCUCGUCCAAGGAUUUGUAGCUUACAUGAUACCAGAUGUUCCGUAUUCAGUUCAGGAACAAAUAGCCCACCAGAAGAAAAUUCAAAGUGAUCGGAGGGAAACGGAAUUUUCCUUCAAUAUUAAUAGAAAGAAAAGUGUUAGAGAAACUGAACGAUUUGUGUUAAUUAAAUAAUUUUAGUUUUACGAUAAAUUCA